Pangasianodon hypophthalmus (striped catfish) is the source of this 3066-nucleotide messenger RNA. RefSeq lists its product as uncharacterized. Gene Ontology annotation, molecular function: protein binding. The transcript has a single exon. Lineage: Eukaryota; Metazoa; Chordata; Actinopteri; Siluriformes; Pangasiidae. The record is from RefSeq and is a predicted model, not a curated record. The coding region runs from base 90 to 1637 and encodes 515 amino acids.
CUAGAAAACUGAGACAGUGCUGAGCCACACACACACACACACACACACCAGCACCUGUGAGACUUCUCCCAGAGAAGAGGCGCUGUACCAUGCUGAGGCCAAAGGACCUGUGCCAGGGCUCUGGCACCAAAACCUUCUUGGAGGCGAUGAAUAGUGGCAAGGUGCACCUGGCCCGCUUUGUGCUUGAUGCACUGGACUGCCGCAUCAUCAACUCAAAGAACGAGAGCAGCCGCACGCCACUUAUGUGCGCCGUGUGCCUGCAGGAGCAGAGCACCAGGUCCAAGUUCACACAGCUGCUCCUGGAGAAAGGUGCCGACGUGAACAGCCGGGACGAGCACGGCCGCACCGCCCUCAGUUUGGCCUGCGAGCUCGGCCACCUAGAUGCUGUCAAGCUCCUGGUGCAGUUCAACGCCAACCCUGAGCUCACUGACACCUGGGGCAACAGCGCCCUGACGUAUGCUGCCUACGGAGGACACAGCCAGGUCCUGGAUUUUCUCAUUCGGGCUUUCAAGAGGCUCGGACUGAGACUGGACCACACUAAUCAUGCAGGCCACACUGCCAUCCAGGUAGCAGAAUAUUUGGGACAUGCCAAUUGUGUUCAGGUGCUCAACACUGCAGGGAAGAAGGGAGUCUGCAGCAUUGAGCAAACUCACGAAAUCAGAGGUGGAUCACAUGAAGCUGUUUCCUGGCCUAAUCGACUCCCGAAGCAAAUUCUGGAAAAAUUCUCAAAGCAGGUUCACAGCAAGAAUGAAGAGCCACUGCCAUCUUUGUUUCAGAGGCAGAUGUGGAUCAGUGAUGGCAAAGACCUAAACAGACGAUUCAGUCAACAGCACUCCCCUGAAAGAACCGACUCAAGCGGCUACCAAAGUUUAACCAGGUUCCCAGAGAGGCGUUUCACUGAGAAGGAGCAACAUGUCCUGUUCAGCUCGAAACAGUUUCAAAACUCUAGAGAAGCUGGCUUUGUGAGAAAAAACAACUUCGUCUCAGAGCGCUGCCAGAAUGCGGACCACCAUGAGAUGAGGGAAAAUCCGCCCCAGUGGGGAAAAGCAAAGUCAUUCAACCUGGACCUCCAGACGGGACGAAAACAGUCGUACCAGGGCGAGGCGCGUGACGUCACACAGCCUGUCAGCCAAUUGAAAAGAGCUUCUCUUCCAGACGAGAGACCUCUCAUCCCGAAAUUCUACUGCCAUGGCAACACUUCCGCGAAGAAGAGCGACGUGGACAGAGCGGGUUUACAACAAAUAAACGGAGUCUCUCGGGUUAGUGCUGAACAGCGGAACAGCGACAACUCUGAAAAGAAGAAAAGCUCGAUAAAGCGAGGUAGCGUUGUCAAGAACGAAAGACCGAAUAAACUGCUCUUCUGUCGGGACGAGGUGCCACGGGAGAGGCUCAGAAUCCGGCCGCCGGGCUUCGACGGGCUCGGGACCAGGUUACUGCGCCGCUUCACAGCUCCUGAGUUCAUGGGACUGGUGAGAGACUGUCAGUCCGGCGUGACGUUAAAGAAAGGCAAGAUUGCUCGAUCAGAGACAUUUCCCCUUUCACACACACAUAAACUGGUAAACAGUCAGCCUAGCAUUGAUAGCAUAAGCGGCGUCAGGUGCGAAUUUGAAGGCAGUCCUCCAGUCAGCCGAGCUUAAUCUAUAUUAUUAUUAUUAUUAUUAUUCCUGGAGUUGGGAAUCGAUGGAGUCGGUUCCUCACAGGAAAAGCAGAUAUUGUGAAAUAAAUGGGUGCAAUAUUAAUUAAGUGAAUUUUAAAGCAUCUCCUUUUUCUUUCUUUCUUUCUUUCUUUCUUUUCACUUCACGCCUCCUUUGAGAGAACUUGAGCCGAAUCACUUUCCCUGUAUGGACUUGACUCCUAAGCUUUGGAGUCGACUCUCCGUUUCCAGCGCCUGGCAUCACAGAGUCGACUCCCAGUCCUAGAUUUACUUCUCCAAAGCCAUUAGAAAUGAAAAAGCAACAACACAGGGAGCACAUGCAGGGAUGUCACUUGUUUCAAGCUGCUUUGUUAAACACCAUCAUGAACAACACUAGAUAAAAUUGGAGUUGGAGAGGAAAGCAACUUGCUUUUGUUUUUGUUUUUGUUUUUUUUUUGUUGGUUUUCUGAUAAAGGCAGUUUGGAUCACCACCAGUUUCAUGUCUCUCAGAACUGUUACAGUCGUGGCGAAACUUUCCUCACAGUUACACCAUUGUAAAUAACCAGACAAUGCUUAAAAUUUAUUUAUAAAGCAAGUAAAUGUGCUACAUAAUACAUAAAUGCACUGUCUUUGAUUAUGUAUACGUGUUAUGUGCACUUCAGGAGCCAGGCAGGGUCACAGGUUUUUGUAAAAUUGUCUUAUUGCUCUUCAUAAUUAGUACUGUAAGUUUAAAAUAUUCCUCUAUAUAUUCUCUAAUAUACAUCCACAAGCUUAAGGCAGUUGAAAACAUGUACAAAAUCUGCUGAUACUCAUAUCUCAGACAUUACAGGUUUAAAUGUAUAUGGUGUCUCAAACAUCUCCAUACAUAGGGGAAAUUAACACUUUUUAGCAAAAUGUCACUUUAUUUAAAAAAUCCUCUUCAUGAUUGCCAUUUCUUUGUAAGCACUCAUGAUGAACUCGUGUUAACACAUCUGGUGUUACGCAUGUAAUUGCAUGUCCAUCGCAACCUUGCGACAGCUUCCCGAUCCAGCCAUGAGAAUGAUUUCAAUACAGUCUUCUUUUUUCAAAGGCAUUCUUAAACGCUAUCUGAAAAAAAAUAUAUAUAUAAUAUAAACUAUGUAUGAAAAUUUAAGAAAACCUUUGGAAGACUAAAAAGUGUUAAUUUCCCCUAUGUAUGGAGACGUUUGGGACCCUCUGUAUACACAUACAUACACACACAUAUAUAGUGUAUGUAUAAUAUAAAUAGUAUGUAUUCAGUUUGUGUACAGAUAAGAGAAAUAUUAUAUGUGAAAUUAAAUCAUCCUAAUUUACAUUUAACUGGAUCAAAUGUUUGCACCAUAGCUGUGGUCUGGUGUCAUUUUACUAUGCAUAUUGUGAAUGGCAGUCAUUUAUAUUCUUUAAAUAAAGUUAAAGAAAAUUUGACUUAAAAAUAA